GGAGCUGCCCAUCCCCAGUCAGGUCCAAGGCGCCGUCCUGCUCACACCUUCUGCACCCGCUGCUUGGCCGCACUCCUUCCACUCUUUGCCUGCCUUCGUGAGCCGCCGGGCCCGCCGACGCCGCUCCUCCCGCUGUGCUUUUGACGAUCUCCGCCUCCCAAGGCAGAACCGCGGACGAACGUGACAGAAAAGCCGGAGCGAGAGAACAGGACGCGAUGGCACUUGUCAAGCAAGCCAUGAUUGCCGUGACGGCAGCUGUCAUCUUCGCGCUCGUGUAUGGAGAAGGGGUUGACCCCAACUGCCUCGGGUGCCUGUGCGAGGCCUCCACCAAGUGCAACGCCUCCACGGCCUGCCACACGCCCUACCCAGGGGCAUACUUCUGCGGGCCCUUCCUCAUCUCAUGGGCAUACUGGGCCGACGCAGAUAAGCCAAUCAUUGAGGGCGACAACGCGGAACAGAAGGGAGCCUUCGAGCGCUGCGUGCAGGACCUGUACUGCGGAGCCGAGACCGUCCGUCGCUACAUGGCUAAAUUCCUCGAUGAUUGCAACGGCGACGGCGCAGUGACCUGUAUCGACGUGAUAAGGACUCACAAAUUCGGUCGCGAGGGUUGCGGCGGAGUCAUUCAGCAAGGAGACAAGUUCUGGUCCCAGUACCAGGAGUGCGAGACCCGACUCUCCCUUUAAUGAUCGACUGCAACCUCGACGGGACGGUGGACUGCCGCGACUACGCCCACAUCCACAUGAUGGGCGGGUACGGGUGUAAAGAUCCAUCUGUCAGAACCACCGACUUCUAUAAAGUUUUUGAAAAGUGUUGGGAUGUAGUUAGCGCCGCUUCUUCUCCAACUGCUACGUAGAUUAAAAGGCAUUAUAUAAAUAUAUAUAGUAAUAUGGUUUUUAAAAAAUCGCAAAAAAUACUACGCCUGUGCCCCCUUUGACACGUCGUAUCUUGUGAGCUGACUCGUUUUGAAAUCCAUUUUUUUUUUUCUAAAUUACCGAAUCAUUGAGUAAAAUGGAUUAUCGGGAGUUCUCUCACCGAUAAGUAUAGGAAUUCUGAACGAGUAAGCUGUCUACUUAUUUAUUUUCUGGUUUAAUGAACUUUCUUGCUUUAUUUCGCUGAAAGUUCUCUACUCGCAAGGCUUUAAAAUGGCAUAAUUGUAUUUUUCUCUCUCUUUUUUGGUCCAAAAGAAACUCUCUGGGUUUAAUAUAUUUAUAAAGAAGGGCCUGUCGGUUUUUAUUAAAACAAAAAGAACAAUAUUGGGGAAACAGACCUAUUCAAAGUAAAUUUUCAUUACCUUUAUCUUAGAUAUUUUGGUUAUUUUAAAACGACUGAAUCAUUCCCUUUACUUGCAUCAAACGGAAGCACGAGAUUUAACACUUCUUUAAGAGUUCAAGUUUGAGGUUUAUAAUGUGAAGUUACUUGCCUUAAUAAAGUAUUGUGAAAAAA
Messenger RNA from Penaeus monodon (black tiger shrimp), 1443 nucleotides. RefSeq names its product lysozyme-like. Lineage: Eukaryota; Metazoa; Arthropoda; Malacostraca; Decapoda; Penaeidae. Gene Ontology annotation, molecular function: lysozyme activity. Bases 216 to 683 code for a protein of 155 amino acids. The record is from RefSeq and is a predicted model, not a curated record. The transcript is spliced from 5 exons.